UGAGCAUUCGACCAGGAGGGAAGUGAGAAGGAACGGCGCUGCACGCUGCCUGCGAAUGGUCGCCGACCGUCGCCGCGCCGCCCGCACCUACAGUCCUCCCGCCGCGCCGGCUCUGCACGCUCUACGCUAGCCGCAUCAUGGUAAUGGACAACCGAAAGAAUGAAGAUAAUGAAAAUGAACGUAAUUCAUCAAUUUUUGUAACAAAUUUUCAAAAUGGAGAAGUUGUAAACUAUUCUCUGGUUUUAAUUAAAGGGAUAAUAACAAGAGGAAACUCCAACAAUCAUGAUAAACUAUUAUGCACGAUCACAAGUGACGGAAUUAAAAGCAAAUCUCAAUGGAGUGUUUAUAAUGGAGAAUUUAAAGUAAUACUAGAACUUAAAAGAGGAGAAAACGUGAUCGAGUUAGAAUACGGUGAACAACAACGAAAGACCCUGCUCUUGGAUUACACACCAAGGAAGACAAAUCUCAGAGUCACCCCAAUUUACAUUAUAUGUCAAGGUCAUGAUGGAUGUUUUCAAAGCCCACCUGAUGUUGACAACUCAAUCGAAAGUGCAUGUUCUAGAAUAGCAAUAAUCUCAAAGUUAAUUCAAAGUAUAACAGCUGAAAAAUUAUUUGAAAGUGGUGUUGGACGAAAGACGUUUCAGCUUGAACAUGAGAUUACUCUCAAGAAACCAGAAUGUAUCAUUUUCCGAAGUAGCCUUAAUGUUAAUAAGGCAAGAAAAAUGAAACAAGCAGAGUUAUGGACACAUUUUGGAAGAGAAAUAAUGCUUUCAGAUUUAGGCAGCAACGAAAGAAAAUUUUUAGGAUUUAUAUCAUGCACAAGAUUUAAAGGGACUGACAUUGAUAAACCUAUGACUCAUGAUGAAAUAGUUUCCAUAACUGAAGCGUAUGCUGCACUAGGUGGAGGAGGACUAGCCUUAUUUGGAACAGCUUGUUUAUAUACUUGGCCAACAUGUAUUGAUGAAGUUGUUCCAAAAUUUUUAGACUCAACACCAGUGAAUACACAUAGAUUCAUGGACGACAGCGGUUACCGUGGGACCUUAGGAGGAUGUUUUGCAACUACUUUGGGUUCAGUGUUUCAUGAAUUAGGACAUACCUUUGAUCUCGGUCAUACCAAAGAUGGUAUUAUGGGAAGAGGAUUUGAUAACAUCGAUCGUGUUUUCCUUGUUGGUGAAAAAAGAGCAUCUUUAAUUAAAGAUAAUAUGAAUAAUUACAAUGGAAAACCAGUACAACAUUCUACAGUGUCACUUCAACGAAAUAUCAGCGUUACAAUGAAUGUAGCAGAACCACUACGAGUUUUGGGGCCAAGAAGUAAAACUACACUCGGAAAUUUUGCUUCUAUGUCAAAAUCUGACAUAAUAAGACGAAGUCCAAAUAUUACACCAAUUACGAGACCCUCUAGUGUUUAUUCCAGUAUAACAAAUAAACUCUCGGAUUCUAAAAAAAACGUUAAUCGUAUAAAUGGAAACGACUCCAUAUAUUGGACGAGGAACUGUGCAGUCCUAUUAUCUUAUCAUCGAUGGUUUAACAAUGAAUACGGAAGAGAAAGACAAGCCAUAACAAGAUAUUUGAAAUUUGAUAAAAAUAAGAUGAUGAUAAUAUCCACAGCUGGAAUAAGAAUAGUAGAAGUUCGAGAUGAGUCAAAUGGAAUGGUUUUAGAUUCUUACGAAUUUACCAACCUUUUACCUGAAAAAAGAUUUUUGGUACCAUUCACAUUUUCACCUAAAAGUAAAGUUUUAACUAUUGUAGUAGAAGAUGACUUGGGAAAUGUAUUAAAACAAACAUUUUCUUAUUGAAUUAAAAUU
Messenger RNA from Galleria mellonella (greater wax moth), 1805 nucleotides. RefSeq lists its product as uncharacterized. Bases 138 to 1796 code for a protein of 552 amino acids. The transcript has 2 exons. The record is from RefSeq and is a predicted model, not a curated record. NCBI's taxonomy places the organism in Eukaryota, Metazoa, Arthropoda, Insecta, Lepidoptera, Pyralidae.